GGGAGGAGAGAGAGUGCGAGCCGAGCCUUCAGCCUGCCGGGCUCCUCAUCUCCAUCUCUCUCCCUCCCUCACACAUUCCCCCCAUCCCAUCCCAUCCCCUCCCUCCCUCUUUCUCCGACACAGAGUUUUGUUAAAAAAAUGGCGUAAAGUGAGUGAUGAGUCCUGAGUCCCCACUAGCAAAGAGAGGCGAGAACUUGCUCUGCAGACUGUCUACACUUGUCCUCUCGGUUGUUUAUCACCGGCCUCCACCGUUUAAUCUUCUGGUAUAACAUCGUCUGAUUUGAGUUUUGUAGUCAUUGCAGGCGCGCUCCUUGCCCUCUUCACACACACACACGCACACACAAAUAACUUCAUUUCGAUUGGAUUCAAAAGUGUUUGAAAAAGUGCUUUUGAAGUGCGGCCAUGGAGAUGCAAAGCCUUCAAGAGGCACUGAAAGUAGAAAUCCAGUGUCACCAGAAACUAGUUGCACAGAUGAAGCAAGAUCCACAGAACGGAGAACUUAAGAAACAGCUGCACGAAAGACAAUCCCGAAUAACAUCUCUUAGUGAGAAACAAAAGCUUGCAGUCAGAAGUUGCCCUGUUGGGAGCACCAAACCUAUUUCACUCGUCAAGGCACCAAACCAGAGCAUAGCAAUUUCAGUGGUGCCAUCUAAGAAUCCCAUCACCAUGGUUACUGCACACAUCAAUGGACAGAAGACGCCUGGUACAGAUCCUCCACAGAUGGCCCCAAUCAAUCUGCAAACAACAAGUAAACUGGCAGGGAGCAAUUUGAAUUCCACUGGAAGGAGGGUUCCAGAGACAUCAAACUCACAGACACUGGGAACUAUUACUGCAGUGCCCAUUAAGGUCCCCCAGGUCAGCUCAUUGCAGAGGUUGGCAGGCCAAGGACCAGCAGUGCUACCUCAGGUUAGGCCAAAGACUCUAAUUCCAGACAGCCUCUCGGUCACUUUGUGCCGUGACCAGACUUCCAGUCAGCCUCAGUCUCUUCAAAAAAGCACCAUCAUCAGCAUCAAGAACCCAAGUCCUGCUCUUCCUACUGCCAACAACACUGUCAAUCAUGUGCAAACAUUGACUGGCCAAACUCAAAGUUUUACAGAGUCGCCUUUGGUUACCACGCCAAUCAGCAGUGCUGGCGUGGCUUUUGCAAUCAUCUCUGCCUCUCCCAACAUUGGUAGUUCCAUGAGCAGCAGUACAGUCUCACUGACCAGUGACACCAUCAGUGUCCAACCUCUUCUGCUCAGCACAGAUAAGGUAUUAAUCAUUCAACCACAAAGUCAGGCACACACGGAACACUUGACAGAAAAAAGAAAACCUUCCAUAGAACAACCACAGGGCCAUCUUUCUGCAAAAUCAAAGAGAGAAGAAAAUCCUGAGAAACUUGCCUUUAUGGUGUCCCUUGGCCUGGUUACUACUGAGCAUUUGGAAGAAAUCCAAAGCAGACGCCAGGAAAGAAAGAGAAGAAGCACAGCCAAUCCAACAUAUAGUGGGUUGUUUGAACCCGAGCGUAAACGAAUUGCAACAAGCUACCUAAAUGGUUCUUUGUAUAUUUCAACAAGAGCCAAUGAGGAACUUUGUUGGAAGGAUGACAUUCAUGAAGACUACUGCACAGUGUGCAAACGUAGUGGUCAACUACUUUUGUGUGAUACUUGUUCUCGUGUUUAUCAUUUGGAAUGUUUGGAACCUCCGCUUAAGACUAUUCCCAAGGGGGUGUGGGUAUGCCCCAGAUGCCAAGAAAAGGUAUUAAAGAAAGAAGAUAAUGUAUCAUGGCCUGGGACUUUGGCUAUUGUCCAUUCCUAUCUUGCACAUAAAGCAGUGAAAGAAGAGGAGAAAAGAAAACUGUUAAAGCGAGGUACCGAGUUAAAGAGUGAACAUGAGCAGCUGGAGGAAAAGGACAGAUUGCUCAGUAAUGCUGUAACGAAAUGUCUAGAAUUGAAAACGAAUCUGAUAGCUAAACAGAAAGGAACUCGUGCUUCGCUGGAACGUGUGAAAACUCUGAUUAGACUGAUGCAGAGUGAACAAGUGAUCCAGGUUACAAUGAUGACAACCACAGCCACCUCUCGAGCAUCCCCAAUGGUUUCCCUCCCAUGGAUCAAGCCUUCAGCUGCUGCAGGGAAUCCUUCAGCCCCCUUAAAGCAGCAGUCACAAGGGAAGAACUAAAGGAACUGGCUCAUCCAGAUUUAAUUAUUGUUGUUUGGAAAUAUUUACACAUUUUUAUGUGCAGAAACUGAGGGGUGUGAUAACUGAUCAAUGCAGUACGCUAUGCAGACAAUGUUGGAGCAAAAGUGCACCAUGCGGUUAGUUUGUACUGUGAUUGCAGUCCUUUCAGCCACCACUUUGAAAGCUAAAGAGAUUUUAAUUUUUUUAUGUUGGCCUUAACUUAGAUUCUGGAACCAGAAAAUGGCCGAUUAAAAAAACAAAAUCAUUUUUCACUUCUCCAUAGCAGGUGUUUUGAACACAAGUUUGCUUCAAGGGAGAGGGAAGGGAAUAAACCCCCCAUAAGCAUUGGAAUGCACUGCAGUAGACUGACAAUUACCACAACAGAGCUGUAACAUAGAGCAUUUUCCAGUGAAAUGGGGAUCUGUUUUUAGGACUGUACAUUACUGUAACUAAGUUCAAACAUGCAAAUACUCGGUUAAGACGAUGUCUGACAUAUUUAUUCAGGUGACGCGCAAAAAUAACGGUUUUAUUGUGUAUGUAUGGGUCUUCAGAGCAUUCAAACAAAGUUUAAUUUUUUCAGUAUUAAUAUAGGUAAGAAACAUAUAAAAUAAAGUAUGAGGUUAGUAUUUAAAGUGGGAUAAUAAGUACAGUAUUUUCCUGCUGAUGCCUAUGAAACAUGUUUUAUCAAGUAUUUAAAGGGUACAACUGCAAAAUUUAUUUUGCAACUUAUCUUACUGUUGACAAUUUUGUGCAGACCAAUCUUUAAAAAGUAUAGUGGGUAUUUUAGGAAUGCUGUGUUUUCCUCCUUUGCUUUUUUUGAAGUACUGUACUUGUUUGCCAGAUUUAUAUUUUAAAAAAAUGCCAAAAAUGUGUUUCCUCCUCCAGUACUGUAUUUAUAUCACAGAAAAGUGACAAUUUAAAAGAAACCCUGGGAUAGUGAUAGAGUUGAGGGAUGUUGGGGAAGGAGGGGGAAUAUCUGCUUCUUGGUACGUGUAACUGCCUCAGACUCGUUACAAAUAAUUGGCACUGAAAAUGUUGAUGCCGGAGUCAAAAUCACAAAUUAUGAAAAGGUUUACUUUUUGUAAAUCUCUUGUCCUAUUUAGUGAGUAACACUCCAAUGGCAUUGACUGAUGUAGACAGCUACUUGAUUUACUAGCUAGUCUUCCUGAUAUUUAAAGCAAAAGGGUCUGCACCAUGGGAGUUUGGCAUGGGAAGCUUUAGGCCUGCUCUGGCAGUGCAUGUUCCCUUCAACCAUUUUCACAA
Messenger RNA from Leucoraja erinaceus (little skate), 3420 nucleotides. RefSeq names its product PHD finger protein 21B (gene phf21b). The transcript is spliced from 15 exons. The record is from RefSeq and is a predicted model, not a curated record. NCBI's taxonomy places the organism in Eukaryota, Metazoa, Chordata, Chondrichthyes, Rajiformes, Rajidae. Bases 403 to 2157 code for a protein of 584 amino acids.